CUAUCCCACACAUAAGCAAGCAGACGCUUCCACAAGCUUCCCAGGAAAUAACCCAGCGCCAGCCAGCCGGAUAACAUCCCACCAUGUGCCGAGGACUUGAACUGUUGCCAAUCACCUGUCUGGAGAGGGCGAAGGAGCUGAAAGCUCUUUUUGGAGGUUUGCUGCACAAGUCGGAUCACAGCAUCCCCGUGCAGCCCAAAAAAAGUGAAACUCACAAUGUUGAUGAGCGCCUGAAAUGGAAGGACUCGUUUGAGAAAUUGCUGUCCAGUCAAAAUGGUUUGUGCCUAUUCAGAGCUUUCCUCGUGUCCGAAUUCAGUGAGGAGAAUAUUGCCUUCUACUUAGCGUGUGAGGACUACAGGACUACCAAGCCCUCGAAAAAGUCCGUCAAGGCCCAGCAAAUCUUUGAUGAAUUCAUCAGCACCGAUGCGCCCCGAGAGGUAAACCUCGACCACGUGACGAAAGCCAUCACCAAGGAGAACAUGAAGCGGCCGACCCAGUCGUGUUUCGAUCUGGCCCAAGCUAAAAUUUACACUCUAAUGGAGAAAGACUGCUACCCCCGUUUCCUCAAGUCCUUGAGCCAGCAGAGCGGACAAGACCGGCUGAGCGACUUUAUCAAGAGCUGCGCAGCGAGCGGCCGGCAGAUGUGAUCCUCCCGGCGGAGGAGAUGAAUACGCUCAUGACGCCUAGCCGUAAGGUGCACAACGAAUACCUGAGCCGAGGAGUCAUGCCCGGGGGGUUCAGCAGACUGGAGUCCAAGCCCAAGGACAUGAAGCUGUGAGGACGCACAACGAGUUGCCCGCGAGAGACACUUGAACAAGUCCCCACGCAAAGAAGGAUGGCCACAGUAGCAUAUGAUGAAGAUAUCGUCUUGUGUUCAUUUAUUUAUUCUCUUGAAAGUAAUUGUUUAUUUAUAAUGAAAAUAAUGAAUGUUUGCUUGAGACCUGUUUGGUCAAUGUAUCUUUUUUCAAUGUGCAAAAGUCAAAUGAAAUUCACCGAAUAAAUGGAGGCAGAAAUGUCUCUGGAAUGUUCCCA
Hippocampus zosterae (dwarf seahorse) is the source of this 1032-nucleotide messenger RNA. RefSeq names its product regulator of G protein signaling 5b (gene rgs5b). The coding region runs from base 84 to 647 and encodes 187 amino acids. NCBI's taxonomy places the organism in Eukaryota, Metazoa, Chordata, Actinopteri, Syngnathiformes, Syngnathidae. The transcript has 5 exons. The record is from RefSeq and is a predicted model, not a curated record.